Messenger RNA from Colletotrichum graminicola M1.001, 600 nucleotides. RefSeq lists its product as uncharacterized. NCBI's taxonomy places the organism in Eukaryota, Fungi, Ascomycota, Sordariomycetes, Glomerellales, Glomerellaceae. The record is from RefSeq and is a predicted model, not a curated record. Bases 1 to 600 code for a protein of 199 amino acids. The transcript has 2 exons.
AUGCGCUACACAACCAUCACACUCCUUGCCAUUGGCCUCCUCACAGGCAAUGCUUUGACAGCACCAGCCCCUCAGGCCGGCGGAGCUGUAGGCGCCUUCGGCGGCGGCGGACAGGACGGCGGAAACAACCAGGGUAACCAAAACGCUCAAGGCAACCAAGGAAACCAAGGAAACCAGGGAAACCAGAACAACCAGGGGAACCAAGGAAAUCAGAACCAGGGAAAUCAGGGUAACCAAGGAAACCAGGGAAACCAGGGAAACCAGAACAACCAGGGAAACCAAGGAAACCAGAACCAGGGAGAUCAGAACAACAACAAUGGAAACAACGGCAACAACGGCAACAACAACGGUAACAACGGUAAUAACAACAAUGGCAACAAUGAAAACAACGGCAAUAACAACGGCAACAACGGCAACAACGGUAAUAACAACAAUGGCAAUAAUGGCAACAACGGAGGCCAAGGGGGUGACGCGAACGCGGCAGCCGAAUUCGAGGGUCUGGCUUGCACCGACGGGACCGGAGCCGGAUCCUGCCAGGCAGACGGCCAGUGCGAUGUCAACGGCAACGUUGCGGUUGUCGAGGGCCAGUGCGGUCAGUAA